Molecule: messenger RNA, 720 nt
Organism: Mytilus trossulus (common blue mussel)
Lineage: Eukaryota; Metazoa; Mollusca; Bivalvia; Mytilida; Mytilidae
Exons: 3
Coding region: 1-720 (239 amino acids)
Source: RefSeq, a predicted model, not a curated record
AUGACUCAAAUCAAACAAAUGUCAUUGGAGUUGCAAUCUCUUAAACAGAAAACUGCACAACUGGAACAGGAAAGUACUCAAAUGAAACAGGAACUUUCUCAAGAGUCUUCGGAAGUAAACCAAAUGAAACUGGAUCUUGGAUCAGCCAACAAUAAAAUAACACAGUUAGAAAACUCAAAUUCGGGAUUUGGUUCUGUUUAUACCAGAUGGGGAAGAAAGGAUUGUCCAUCAAACGGAACAGAGCUGGUUUAUACGGGAGUUGCAGGUGGAGGCUUAUAUACUGAAACGGGAGCUGCUGCUAACUACGUUUGUUUACCUAACGACCCAGACUUUAUUCAGGGGGAUACAACUGGUGGAGGUGCGACAUUAUACGGCAGCGAAUACGAAACAAAUUAUUUCGGUCAUAAUUUAGAUGACAAUGAUGUACCGUGUGCAGUUUGCAGAGCAGUUACCAAGUCAUCUGUUGUAAUGAUUCCCGGCAAAACUAAAUGUUAUGGAGACUGGAAUCGAGAAUUUUACGGAAGAUUGGCAGCUGGAGCCGAUAGCCAUAGUGCGGCAUCUGAAUAUGUAUGCGUUGAUCACCAGGCUCAAUAUAUCGAAGGCGGUGCAGUUAACAAUAAUGGAAAACUUUUCUAUAAUGUCGGGGCUAAAUGUGGGUCAUUGCCGUGUCCACCUUAUUAUGAUAUGGCACCGAUAUCUUGUGUUGUUUGUUCGAAGUGA